Canis lupus familiaris (dog) is the source of this 2232-nucleotide messenger RNA. RefSeq names its product G protein-coupled receptor 37 like 1 (gene GPR37L1). Gene Ontology annotation, biological process: positive regulation of MAPK cascade; adenylate cyclase-inhibiting G protein-coupled receptor signaling pathway. Gene Ontology annotation, molecular function: G protein-coupled peptide receptor activity. Gene Ontology annotation, cellular component: signaling receptor complex; plasma membrane. The record is from RefSeq and is a predicted model, not a curated record. Lineage: Eukaryota; Metazoa; Chordata; Mammalia; Carnivora; Canidae. The transcript is spliced from 2 exons. Bases 192 to 1625 code for a protein of 477 amino acids.
AGGGCCCUGCCCAGCGCCCGGCCAGCAGGGUGGGAGGGCGCAGCGCGAGUCUACUGGAGCAGGCUGGUGAUGCCAGACGCCUGACUGGAGGCGGACCAAGCGGCCAGCUGCCUCCAACCAGUCCGCCCGGCGCCCGGGUCCCUCGCCCUCACCUACUGUCCGUGGGGCCGCUGCCUCCUGCUCGUCCGGCCAUGCAGUGGCCGUGGCCGCUGACCGUCUCUCUUGCCGUGGUCUUGGCUGCGGGGCCGAGCAGAGUGUGGGGGGGUGCGGCCCCGCACUCAGGCAGGCACGGGGCUGAGGCCCAGGGGCAGCAGAGCCGGCCCAGAAGAGGCACUGAGGACGAGGAGGCCAAGGGGGUGCAGCAGUAUGUGCCCGAGGACUGGGCCGAGUACCCCCGGCCCAUCCACCCGGCUGACCUGCAGCCCACCAAGCCCCUGACGGCCACCAGUCCCGACCCAGACAAGGACAGGGGCGCCCCGGGCCGCGGCCCGGAGCCUCGGGGCAAUCUGACGGGGACGCCGGGCCAGAGGCUGCAGAUCCAGAACCCCCUGUACCCGGUGACCGAGAGCUCAUACGGUGCGUAUGCCAUCAUGCUCCUGGCCCUGGUGGUGUUUGCUGUGGGCAUCGUGGGGAACCUGUCGGUCAUGUGCAUCGUGUGGCACAGCUACUACCUGAAGAGUGCCUGGAACUCCAUCCUGGCGAGCCUUGCCCUCUGGGAUUUUCUGGUCCUCUUUUUCUGCCUCCCCGUGGUCAUCUUCAAUGAGAUCACCAAGCAGAGGUUGCUGGGCGACGUUUCCUGCCGGGCCGUGCCCUUCAUGGAGGUCUCCUCUCUGGGGGUCACCACCUUCAGCCUCUGCGCCCUAGGCAUCGACCGCUUCCACGUGGCCACCAGCACCCUGCCCAAGGCGCGGCCCAUUGAGCGCUGCCAAUCCAUCCUGGCCAAGCUGGCCGUCAUCUGGGUGGGCUCCAUGAUCCUGGCGGUGCCCGAGCUCCUGCUGUGGCAGCUGUGGCAGGAGCCGGCCGCCGGGGGCACCGCGGACUCCUGCAUCAUGAAACCCUCGGCCAGCCUGCCCGAGUCCCUGUACUCGCUGGUGAUGACCUACCAGAACGCCCGCAUGUGGUGGUACUUUGGCUGCUACUUCUGCCUCCCCAUCCUCUUCACCGUCACCUGCCAGCUGGUGACGUGGCGGGUGCGGGGCCCGCCGGGCCGGAAGGCCGAGUGCCGGCCGGGCAAGCAUGAGCAGUGCGAGAGCCAGCUCAACGGCACAGUGGUGGGCCUGACGGUGGUCUACGCCCUGUGCACGCUCCCCGAGAACGUCUGCAACAUCGUGGUGGCCUACCUCUCCACGGAGCUCACGCGCCAGACCCUGGGCCUCCUGGGCCUCAUCAACCAGUUCUCCACCUUCGUCAAGGGAGCCGUCACGCCCGUGCUGCUCCUGUGCAUCUGCAGGCCGCUGGGCCGGGCCUUCCUGGGCUGCUGCUGCUGCUGCUGCGGGGCGUGCGGCGGCCCCGACGCCCCGGGCGGCGGCUCGGACAGCAAGCCCAAGACCGAGAUGCCCUCCUCCAUCUACUUCCACAAGCCCAGGGAGUCGCCCCCGCUCCUGCCCCUGGGCACGCCUUGCUGAGGCCGGGCUGCAGGCUGGGGAGGCUGGGGAGCAGGGUGGGGGGGUGAGGGUGGAGGGCCGCCCCAGCCUGUGUCUGGUGUUUCUGUCUCCAUAGGUCUUGCUUCUCUGCCCGUCUUGCUGUCUAGGGUGGACUUGCUUCCUCUCGUUGGGGUUCGGGUGCAGGCCUGUCAACGCCCCCUCCCCCGUCGCUCGCGGGGCCUUCCUGCCCUGUGCUCUCAACGGGUGGGUGGUGAUGCUUCCGGGUCCCCAGAACUGCCUAGAAAGCCCCAGUCCCCCCAGCUGGGAGCCAGAGCUUCGCCUGUCUGUCUUGGAACGCUCUGCCCUUUAGUUGGGCCCUCUCUACGUGUCGGCUCCUGACACUCAUCCGUCCUAGACUAGGGGCCCUUGGAGGCCAGCCCUGCCUGGCUCUUCUCCAGACCAGGUCUGCCCUGGGCUCGGACUCCUCCUCCUCCUCCUCCUCCUCCUGGCACCUGCUCUUCUCCCAGAGGAUUGCUCUCUCCUUCCUCUUCCUCCUUGGACGUAUCCUGGGCUGCCCGGUCCCCACCUCCCUUGGUAGGCCCCGCGCCCCGUAGAAGACCCGUCAAAAACAAUAAAGUAGGUAGCAGCA